AUGAAAGUUACAGCUUCUACUAUGGCCACUGUUUUGGCCGCAUCUGCAUCUGCAUCUGCUGCUUCAAUCGACCAACAACAACAACAACCAAACUUGGUUGCUAGACAAGAUGUUGAAAGAGCAUUGAGCUCAUUGCCAGGACACUUCGCCGCUGAUAAAAGAGAUGGUGAGCCAGAUUUGUCUGCUUUAGUAGCACAUAUCGACAACUAUAGAACCAAAAGAGACGCAAUUGAUAUGGAGAUCAUCAAGAGAGACUAUGCUAUUGUGACUGAUGUUUUGACUGCUAUCAACCAAUCUCAAUUGGCACCAAAGAUUUUGGAAUACUUUGUUACUAACCAAAACCUUGAACCAAUUGUUGUCAAUGUAUUGAUCGCCGUUAUGAAGAGUGGGUUGAUUUCAUUACAAUCAGUUUUGGAUGCUUUGGUUUCAUCCAAUUUGGCCGUUAAUGUUAUCAAUGAUUUGAUCAGUGACUGUUCAUUGUAUUCUGAACUUUUCAAUGCUGCUGCUCAAGUUAUUAGCAACUUGGCUGAAAAAGUUGAAGAAAAGAUUUCACAAGGAGUUACAUCAUUGAUUACUAGAGAUAUCAAUGACAGCAGUCUUGACGCCUUUGUUGCUAACAUGGACAAGAGAGAUCUUAAUGAUGUUGUUGACAACUUGUUGGACUCCUUAUACAAGUCAGGAUUGGCCACAUCUGUUGUUAAAGAUGUCUUGACCAACUCGGCUUAUAUUCCAUUCGCUACCGAUUUGAUUAAGCAAAUGUUGGCUAACAACUUGAUUGAUAUUGGAUCUAUUAUUGAUGCAUUGAAAGAGUCUGGUUUGAUUACUCAAUUGUUUCAAAACUUCCUCAACUGGGGAACUUUACAGACCGUUGCUGAAACUGCUUUUGCUGCCUUGGCUGGUGAAUGUAGUGGUUCAUCAAGUGGAAGCUCUGGCACAUCAACACCAUCCACUGGUGGUAGCAAGACCACUGGUAACGGUAGUGGCUCAGUCACUUCCAAUGUUGGUAGUGCAGAUCCAUGCAAGAAGAGAAGAAGAGUUAGAAGAAGAAGAAGAUCAAACUAUUAA
Molecule: messenger RNA, 1065 nt
Organism: Lodderomyces margitis
Lineage: Eukaryota; Fungi; Ascomycota; Pichiomycetes; Serinales; Debaryomycetaceae
Exons: 1
Coding region: 1-1065 (354 amino acids)
Source: RefSeq, a predicted model, not a curated record